Clarias gariepinus (North African catfish) is the source of this 3324-nucleotide messenger RNA. It is a transcript of the gene klhdc7a, whose product is annotated as kelch domain containing 7A. Lineage: Eukaryota; Metazoa; Chordata; Actinopteri; Siluriformes; Clariidae. Gene Ontology annotation, molecular function: protein binding. The record is from RefSeq and is a predicted model, not a curated record. The transcript has a single exon. The coding region runs from base 96 to 2468 and encodes 790 amino acids.
UUCAUCGUCAAGGUACACAAGCUGGGAUGCACUAGGGCCAGAAUCUCAAAUAAAGACUAAAUAUCCAGCUGACUGCUAAACCUGCUCGACCAGAAAUGCCAAUAGCAGACUUACUGGGAGUGCGCUUUGACAUGAAGCUCCUGGCCAAGCUGACUGUGUCUGCUGCUGCUAUUCUUUUCGUCACCUGGGUUUUCUUUUACAACUCCAGGGCUCGAGGCCGAGCACGGGCCAAGAAGAGACUCCCUCCUCCUAGGAGCGCUCAACCAAGUCCUGAAACUCACAGUCCUUGCAAAACGGUGUUAGAACCUCUGAAAGAAGGAGAGAAAAAGGAAUAUGAUGGAGAAAACCGGUCUAGUCAGUCAUCUGUGGAUUCUGGGCAAGGUAUUCUUCAACUACAAAAAACAGAUGCUGUGGACAAAAAGGAAGAGAAUAAAGGGUUUAAGGACAUUGUGACUGACACAGAGGGAUGUUCCUCACCAAUCUCUGGUGUGAAACACAACACAGAUGUGGAUAAGUCUGAGGACACUGUGACCAACACAGAGGGAAAUUCCUCACUUUUCUCUGGUGUGGAAAGUAACAUGGAGGACAUCUGGGAUAAGGAGAAGAGAGAGGGAAAAGACUGCAAAACAGGAUUGACUCUACUGACAACUGGAACUGGUUUAGAAGACAAAACGCCUACAAGCCCAAGUGGACGUCGAUCGCCAUGCCAGCUAAAAAAACUAGAUGGGGGAGUUGAAGUUGGGAGAGAACUCAGACAGAAUAUGGGUCAUCCUGGUACUUUUUCCAGUUUCCAGUCAAAGGCAGAGAUCAAAGUGGAGAACGCUGACCUGGUAGUAGAAGGGCCUGGGGAUCAAAGCACUGCAGUUCGUGGUAAGAUUUAUGAUUACUUCGUCGAGACCUCCUCACAGUCGGUUCUAGAUUUAAGCCCCACUUGCUCUAUAAGUCCAACUUAUGGAUCAUAUGAAGGUAAUUCUUUGUCCAAUGUAAUUGACAAACCUCGAACCCCAAGCCCCUUACCUUCUUCCAUAAUCAUUAGAGAUCUGGAAUUCUCAAAUGACUCAGAUAUGGUGCCUGAAGCUCCUGCUAGAUCUGAAACCGGAAGACUUCUCAGACAUGGAUUAAUUCGCAAGGACAGUUAUCUUGCUGCUGCUGCUGCAGACUCAGAGCUCCAGACCCCUUUCCCCUCACCUGUAACACGUUGUCGCUCACCAGCAUUUUCAAAAGAGCGUUCAACAAGCUCCUCAGAGUCACCUAAAGAAAUACAAGAAUUUGGUUGGGAAUCCUCUGAGAAUCCACAAGUACAAACAGUGGCAAGGGCCCAGUUUUUUCACUUUCCCCUGGAAAACAUAGGAAAUUCAGAACUGGAAAAUUUAGCUGGAAAACUUGAUUUGGGCAACUGUCUGGAAGCACUGAUGCUUGCCAAGAAACAUGGACAUUAUGAUCUUCAGCAGGCUGCUCUAAGAGUUAUGUCAGACAAUUACUUCCAGGUCUUACGAGAUCCAAACCUGUACGGUCAAUUAAAGGCAGGUGAGCGAGACCAAAUCCAGAGGCAGCGCAAGAGAGGCAGAAGAUGCCUCAUGGUGGCAGACAUGGACUCUCUAGACUGGAACAGAACUCCAUCACAGUCUACAGACUCCUAUACUGGUAAAGGAUCUAGUGGACUUUACUACUAUGAUGAUUAUAAAGACACCUGGCACCUUCAGUGCCGAAUCCCCCAGGAAGUUUUUUCCAAAGGCUGUGCAAUGUGCACCAUGGACAACUACCUAUUUGUAGCUGUUGGUUUCCAAUGUACAGUACCAUCAAAAAAGGUCUUUUGUUACAAUCCUAUGACAUCCAUUUGGAGUGAAAUCUGUCCAAUGAAUGAGGCCAGGCCUCAUUGCAAGCUUGUAACCCUUCAGGACCACGUAUAUGCCAUUGGAGGGGAGUGUCUAUCUACAGUGGAGCGUUACGACCCUAGGACAAAUAGAUGGACCUUUGUUGCACCACUGCCCAAUGAUACUUUUGCAGUUGCCCACCGGGCUACCGCUUGCAAUGGUGAACUAUUUGUUUCUGGUGGCACACUGAAGUAUACACUCUUACGCUACAACCCCAAAACUGAUAUCUGGAGGAAAAGCUUGCUCAUGGGAAGCAAAGAAAGAACCACAGAAAUGGUAGCAGUUCGAAAUUUCCUCUAUCGAUUUGAUGUUAACCCUCACAUUGGGAUCAGUGUGUAUCGCUACCAUGUUAUGGCUCGGCUAUGGUAUGAGUGCUGUUCCAAGCAAAUUUCCCACUGCCCUGCCUUUCAGUGUGUCGCCAUGGAUGAUGUCAUUUACUGUGUAAGUCGUCAGUUCACGAUGAGGUUCUUAGCUGAUGAAAAAUCUCCAGACUUUGUGGCAGAUGAUUUACAAAUCCUCACAGCAGCUAAGGGUAUUUUAUUCCCUUUUGUUCUUGCUCUGCCUGAUAAAAGCAAUCUCCAAACCAGCGUCUGAGUUUAGUCAGCUCAGCCGAGAAAAAGACUGACGCACUCAGAGUUCAUAGUUGGAGACCAUAUUAAGUUACUGGAAUGCAUAGUCGUCUUAAUCAGAGGCAGUCGAAGUGAAAUAUCAAGGCUAUUAAAGCCAGUAAUUGUAAAGCUAGAUCAGAUUUAGUGUGCACUCCCAGUGAGAUAAAUCUGCCGUUCCAAUGAGAGCUGUUUGUUAUCUGAGUUUUUCAGUCCACUCUUGGGUCUAAGUAAACUCCUAAAUCUUGCUAAUGUCUAGUGCUACUGCUUAAAGUGUUUUACUCAAAUAUACUGCUCCAAAAUGUUAUAAGCAAAAUGUCAGCUAAUCAAUAUGUAGAGUGGAGCCAUGCUUCAAUUUGCUGUAAUGAAUAACACAAAUGUUCAUAAUUUCCAAGAUUUAUGAAGGAUGCAAUAAGGAUAUUCAGGGCAUGCUUUGCUGUCACACCCAUUCGAGAACUUGAACUCAUGAAUAAUUCAAAAUGAUAAAUUAUCAAAUGUUAAAACCCCUCCACCUUCCUCAUUGUCCUUCAUUGAUAUCAAUGUCCUGCCAUUUAUCUUUAGCAAAUUUUUAGAUAAGUCGAAGGAAUGCUAAAAAUAUUAAGGCUAAAUUUUGAAUGUACUAUGUUAUGUUGUUAAAAAUGUAUUGCAUAUUUGGAACCUUAUCUCAUAUCAUAAUCAUAUCAUAAUAAUCUUGUGACAGAUGCCAGUGUGGCAGAGUGGAUAGGGUAGCUGCUUUUUCCCCCUAUUGCCCAGAAAAUCCUGGUAGUUGUAUAAAUUAAAUGAGUGUUUACAUAGUUCCCAUCCCAUUUAGAAUGGAUUCCCACCACAUACCCAGUGUUUCUGCA